UUGAAUUCUGGGACAGUAAAGUUGGAAACAAUUGUGCACGUUCUUAUGGGAAUGUCUCCCUAAUGACCCAUUUUCGGUGAACAGUAUUACUAUAAUUGUUAUUUUUAAUUCUUUUUUAAUUUUGUUAUGUUUGAGCAAGAGGGUUGAAACCUCCUCCCCCCCUCAUGAAUCCACCUCCAUUUCAUUCCUUGCAGCUGUAAACUUGAUACCUAUAAGAUAAGGUUGAUUUUUGUUGGAGUUAAUUUCAAGGCUACUACCUAUUGUACAAUUUGUACAAAAUGAAAACAGAAGUUGAUAAAGAUGAGGAAUUUUACAAAUGUAAAUGCUGUGUGGUCGUGUUGACUCUAUUCACAGAAAUGUCCAAUUCUGAUAAGUUUGGUUUAAUAACACUCGCAGCUACAACUUACACUACCCCUUUAAAUAAAAGCAAGAGUGUAUAUUCAACUGCCCUGACCUUUGUUACAUGCUGCCUCUUAAGCGGAUAUAAAUGUCAUGCUAUCAACUGCAGAGAUCAUAGAUGUCGUAUUGGGCGGCAGUGAGAUACGCUGGUACCAUAUAAACUUAAUCGUCAUGUUAGGAGAAAGCAGGCAAGUGCGAUAAAGUUUGCUAGUUGUGAAAUUAAUGCACCCACCACAUUGUCAUAUUGUGGUUUUGUUUCUGUUUUGCGUGGUGUUUGUUGGUGCGGAUUUGGUUUCUUUUUUGUGUCCGUUAGCUUUCGUUUUGAUUCAUUGCUUACUCCUAUCACAUAUAGCCUAUUGGAAAAGAAUGUAACAAACAGUUGUCGCUGUGUGAUUUGAUGGUACUUUGUGCAUGCAACAAAAUUGACACAGCAGGUUCUGAAGAUUGCAUGUGAAGGUGGAACCCUUCAGUAUAACCAUUCUGUAGUGGAGUAGACUGCAAAAAGGGGAAACAAUGUCUGCCAGUGGGGGCGGUGCCGUCAAAGUCUGCCUCGUUGGGAAUUCCACAGUAGGAAAAUCUUGUAUCGCUGCGAGGCUUGUGCACAAUCACUUUCACGAACAGACCAAGACGACCAUUGGGAGUGCCUAUUUGCACAAAGAGCUGAACGUGGAUGGAGACACCGUAAAUGUGAACAUAUGGGACACGGCCGGGCAAGAGAGGUUUCGAGCCCUGGCGCCGUUGUACUACAGAGAUGCAUCAGGCAUUGUUCUUGUCUAUGACAUCACUAACGAAAAAUCUUUCCAAAGCCUACGGACCGUGUGGGUUCCAGCUCUACGGGCAUGCACCAAGUCAGACCUGGUACUGGUCCUGGUGGGCAACAAACUGGACCUUGAAGAGACGGGACGGGUCAUCCCUGCCGAGGAGGCACGGGGCUACGCCGAUUUUCUGGACGCUAUCUUCUUAGAAGCGAGCGCCAAGACGGGUCACAACGUGGACAGAAUAUUUGUUGAACUUGUCAAGAAGAUUAGGACUUUGAAAAAGUCAGCUGCUGCAGAAGACGAGAAACCCACGAAUGUGAUCAAACUACCCGGCGGCAUGGAAGCUAGUGACUCGGUCAAACCUGGUCCAUCGCCAAACGGGAGUGGCAUCGCUCCAGACGGGACCCCUGGCGCAAUCCAAAAGAAGAAAAAGUCGAACUGUAAAUGCAACUAACAGUGGUCAUCUAUUUAAUUGGGCGCAUUUUUAAAGUCGAUACCGCAUCCGUCUGAAAUCUGACAUUUCAUUGGGGUGAGCUGUUGGAAUGAUGAGCUUGCCUUGUGAGGUGUAUUCAUUCUGUCGACAGUAGGGUCUAACAUCGUUAGACCCUACCUAAGCUACCUAAGCUUCAAUUGUUGGAUAAAAAGGGGUUAUAAUGUGUUUAUCACUGGGCCCAGGCCAUUGGCUCUAAAGUGGAUUUUUGAAGGAAAAAUCGUGAAAGACAAUUUCAUACCUGUCCAGUUGUUUAUUUUAUAUUAGAGUUCGUGUUGCACUCACGAUAAUUUGCUUUUAUUUUGCAUACAUGGUCGAGGUUGGAGUUUGGAACCAAAAUUUAGGAGGGGCAAAGUUUUUUUGGGGGGGGGCAAAAAUUAAAAAGAAAUUCUCCUGCAACUUUUUAAUGGCUUUUCUGUGGAAUGAGGGUAAAUUUGGGGGCUUUCCUCCACGCAUUGGAAGGAAGGGAAGUGGAAAGCCAUUUUCUCAUUAUUAUUUUACACAUGAAAAACAAUUUGCUGGAAACAUGGCCUCCGUUGCCUCUCCUGGAUCCGCUAGUGUGUUUGGUUUUAAGGCGCUGUGAUGGUGAGUGGCGAUAUGCCAGUCAUUUUUAUAGUUGGUCGUGGAUUUUAUUUCUUGUGUAACUGGACAACUGUGUAUCAUCCACUUUGACAUGUAGGGUUGUUGUUUGUAUAGUUGUUAGAUGUGCCUUGCGAUCGUUUAACAAUGGUGGUUUAUUUAACAUUCUGCGGAUUUUGUGGGGGGGGUUCCUAGUAAAAGGGGGGUAAUGAUGUUUUCGACUUCAGCAGACCUGAUGCGACCUGUUCAAAACACUUUGUUGAUAAAUUUAUUGCUGUGAAUAAUGACGGGUACAGUUUCUUGUUCCCUGCUAGGAAUUAACAUUAGGUUUCUUGUAUUUUUAGUAUCCACUGAGCGUGUUACAACAUUAUAUUCAGUGAGGUGAACUUCAAGUUCUCUCAAAGUUACAGCGCUGUUGUUUAGAUAAUUCUGCCUGUGCCUCUGCGGCCCAUUUUGUUUGUCUCCCUAAAUCAUCUCUUUUUUAUCUCGAGGUCCAAUUUUAAAUUGUAUUUAAAAUUAAGUACGACUAAUUGAGCUUUUGUAAAUAUGUCUUUUUAUAGUAGAUUACGUGUCUAAAUAUUUCACAAACAAAGUAAAUAAAAAAUGUGCGGAUGUAACGUCAGAUGGAGAAUGGAGGUCAUGCCCUGAACAGGUGCAGUUCAAUCAGCAAGCAUUCAACCACUGGUCGAUUGUUCCUGGUAAUAGGUAUGCGUAACAUAUAACAUGGGUGCCAGGUCAAUUUAUCAGUGUUGACAAAAUGGCCGCUGAUCGAAAUUGGACAUCUUUUCGCCACACGGGCCAAGGUACCACUGGCAUUGCUCCCAGCUUAUUUAAAGUGCCUGUGGAUGGGUUGAUCUUUGCAAAAUCUUUCCUGCCGUGUAAAUUUAGUGUCAAGUGAACAGUACAAAGUUCAAAGAAUGGACACAAAUGGAGUUGCGAUAAUGAUAAUGGUGCGUGAUAGUUUGAAGAGUGCCUCUUAUGUCUACACCCCCCCUUUUCUCGUGCUGUUGGCAAGAAAUACUGGGAAGCCCUGGGCCAUUCCAUAAUCAUGCCUACAAGUGGGAUUAUUUAGCAAAGUCUGGAAAGUUUACCGCCAACGCAACAAGUCCCUUUCUUACCGCGCAAUUUCUUGUGAUGCUCGGUCACAGAGGAGAGGGUUUAUUUUCUUUAUCAUUUUUGUGUCGCCACUUACCCAUACAUUGUAGAGCCCGCGGCGACUUUAAUAUCGGCUUUUGUGUUUAUGAUAUUAAAGACAUAUAUUAUGAAACCA
Acanthaster planci (crown-of-thorns starfish) is the source of this 3496-nucleotide messenger RNA. RefSeq names its product ras-related protein Rab-22A-like. The record is from RefSeq and is a predicted model, not a curated record. NCBI's taxonomy places the organism in Eukaryota, Metazoa, Echinodermata, Asteroidea, Valvatida, Acanthasteridae. Gene Ontology annotation, molecular function: GTP binding; GTPase activity.